Messenger RNA from Helobdella robusta, 1158 nucleotides. RefSeq lists its product as hypothetical. NCBI's taxonomy places the organism in Eukaryota, Metazoa, Annelida, Clitellata, Rhynchobdellida, Glossiphoniidae. The record is from RefSeq and is a predicted model, not a curated record. The coding region runs from base 1 to 1158 and encodes 385 amino acids. The transcript has a single exon.
AUGGCAACCUUCACAGUGACGUCCCAAAAAAACAAAAGUAAAAAAGAUAAACGACGCAAGUUUGAUUGCUUUUCAACAAAAAUAUCAUCAUGUCACAAACCUCAAUUACGAAAGGCGUGCAGUAACAACCAAACAAUUGAAAAAAAUCACAUCAACAUUUUCCCUCCACCGCCGAUCACCCCAACAAAUUAUUGGCAAUUCUCCUCAUCUCUACCCCUACCUUCUAAUCAAAACGCAACGUUGGCAAAGUUGAAGAACACCACCACCAACAACAACAAUAGCCAGAGCAACUGCACUUACGACCCCGUAAACAACAAACAACUUCAACAACAACAUCCACCACAAUGCCUUUGUUUGAUGUCGCCGAUGUUACAUCAAACCAGUGACAACCUGAUGAAAUGUUGUUGCUCAAAUUCAAUAACCAAUCUCGAACGAACUAUUUUCUUGCGCUGUGAUUCACCGCAGCUCUGUAGGAUGGCCAGCCAACCGGCUGCCGGUGAAAUGGAACACGUGGAAAACUCAAAUAUCUUCGAUCAAUCACUCAUUACUGACGCUGGGAAUGUGUCGUGUGUUUUUAUAAAUUCAAGGUCAAGGACGAAUGGAGUGUUAAGUUUGAAGAGCGAUUGUGAUUCUGGCGAGAGGAUGAUCAAUCGUAACGUGAUUGAAUCUGAAGAACUCGCAUCCAUCAACGCCAGCGACGUCAAUAUGCUUCCCAACAACAACAACAACAACAACAGCAACAACAACAACAACAUUAAAAACAACAAUCACUCGAAUGAAAAUGCACUAAGCAACGAUUUCAACGUUGACGUCAUCAGCAAUAAUAGCAACAAUAACACCAACGAUGCCCAGUCUUUCUGCCAUCAUUCGGAUUUCCCAUUUUUUUUAGAUGUACAAAUCAACAACAACAAUCAGACGAACAACAUCAAAGUGAAUAAAGAUCAUAGAAAAGACAAAACUAAUACAUUAGGUAAGGAGAAACAUUCCAAACAGAACAGAUAUCAGACCCGCCACCACCAACAACAACAGCAGCAACAACAACAACAACCUCAUCUAGACCAACAACACGAUCAUCAACGCUGCAGCGAUAAUACAACAACAUUUUUAUCAUUAGAUCCAGUGUCCUACUUACAUGCAGAUUAUAAAAAGCUUGUCUGA